UCGGUAUCAAACGCUGAAUCACAUAAUAGCAAGCACAGUCGAAAAGCAACGUAUGAUGAUAAUCGUCGAACCAGAAAUAGCACGUGUUAGAAAUUCCCUACCAUGAAUUUACGAAGGCGCAGACACACAGAGAUCAUUGUAACGAAAAGACAUAAUUCCGUCUUCUGUUUGCAUUCUAUUGUUUUUAUCGAGAUCAAUUGAAGAUCAAGACACUUCAAUUAUCGAAUUUGUCUGAAGAAUGGUUCUGUGAACUGAAAUAAUAUAACAGUUGUUCAGUGUUGGUGUUUUGAGGGUGCUGAGUAAACCGGCAAUAUGGAAUUUUUGGAAGAUCUAGGUUUCGAUAGGACCAUGUACCUUAAACCGGUAAACUGGUCCAGCUUCAAACACGCCCUGACAAGAAAAAAAGAAGUAAACUGUGAUGAAGAGAGUAAACUCAGCAAAGUAUUAUCCACAGUAGAUCUAGUAGCCUUAGGAAUAGGAAGUACUCUCGGUGCAGGAAUCUACGUAUUGGCUGGAGAUGUAGCAAGAAACACCUCUGGACCAGCUAUAGUAGUCUCAUUCUUUAUAGCUGCACUAGCCUCAAUUUUAGCAGGAUUAUGUUACGCAGAAUUCGGAGCCAGGGUACCAAAAGCUGGAUCAGCUUACAUCUACACUUAUGUUUGUAUUGGAGAAUUUUGUGCAUUCAUCAUAGGAUGGAAUUUGAUUUUAGAGUACCUGAUAGGAUCUGCAACAGUAACUAAAGCGAUAUUCACCUAUUUGGACAAAUUAACUGAUGAGAAGAUGUCUGGUUUUUUCAACAGCACUGUACCAAUUCACGCAGAUGGCUUUGGUAACUUCACGGAUUUAUUUUCUCUCACGUUGGCCAUUCUAUUUUCAGUGGCCAUUGCAUUUGGCGCCAAAGAAUCAUCCCUCAUCAACAACGUCUUCACCCUUAUCAACCUGACUGUGGUGUGCACCGUUAUAAUUUCUGGAUUUUGGAAGGCCGACACGUCUAACUGGAGUAUACCCAAGGAAAAAAUACCUAGUGAUAAGUAUGGAGAGGGUGGUUUUGCACCCUAUGGAAUCAAAGGUAUAAUCAAGGGAGCUGCUCGAUGUUUCUUCGCAUUUAUUGGAUUUGAUUGUAUCGCUACUGCAGGCGAAGAAGCAAAAAAUCCACAGAAAUCGAUACCCAUUGGAGUGGUUAUUUCUUUGAUCAUCGUAUUUUUAGCAUAUUUUGGUGCCUCCGCCAUGAUAACUUUGAUGUUACCUUAUUACGAACAGGAUAGUAACGCCCCCCUCAUCUACGUUUAUGAGAGAAUGGGCUGGCCUGUUCUGAAGUACUUGGUCAGCAUCGGUGCCUUAUGUGGAUUAUUCGCAAGUCUUCUAGGUGCCAUGUUUCCGUUGCCGAGGAUUAUCUACGCCAUGGCGUCCGAUGGACUGAUCUUCAGAUUCUUGUCCAAAGUUCAUCCUAAAUUUCACACGCCUUUCAUGGGAACUCUGGUUGCUGGUACGAUUGCAGGCGUUCUUGCUUGUCUCUUCGACUUGGAGAAGUUGUCCAACAUGAUGUCCAUUGGAACGUUAUUUGCUUACUCUAUGGUGGCAGCUUGUGUUAUGGUAUUGAGAUAUAGUGAGGAAAAAUCAAUUAAACCCAAAGAAAACAAAGAAGAAACGUUAUACAAGUUUUUCCUGAAGCAGAUCAUAUUUCCUCAAACCAAAGUUCCUACAAAACUCACUUCGAAAUUCGUCUCAACUAUGAUUAUGUCAUUUGGAAUCCUAUGCUUAUUUGGAUCGGGACUUUUGGCAGUUUUUGAGGAACAACUGAAUAAAGGAGAAAUCUGGUUGAUUGUUCUUCUUGGUUUUGUAGGUCUGUCCUUGUUUGUCAUUCUCUUGUUGGUAUCUCUUCAGCCAACUUCUUCACAAGCAUUAACAUUUACGGUACCAUUGGUCCCAUGGAUACCUGGUGUCAGCAUAAUGAUUAAUAUUUACUUGAUGACAACACUACCAACCUCAACAUGGGUAUAUUAUUUAUGUUGGAUGGCAAUUGGUCUCUUUAUAUACUUUUUAUAUGGAUUCUGGAAUAGUUUGGAGGGUCACAAGAACUCAGAUACAUAUCCAUUAAGAAAAGGGAAAGAUGUCGAAACUUCCGAAUUUUGAAGGAAUAAUCAAAUGAAGAAAAUGAAAUCAAUUAGGAAGCUGUGACUUUUCGUUAGAUGAUUGUCGGUGUAUAUUGUUAAUAAUAUGUAAAAUUUCAUACCAAAGACUGACAAUUUUAUAAGAUGAUUUCUAUUACUGCCGAAAGUACAUUUAAAAGAUUGAUCGUAUUAUGUUUCCAUAUUAUAACUUUCAAUAAAAUAUACAAAACC
This is a messenger RNA of Harmonia axyridis, 2342 nucleotides long. RefSeq names its product cationic amino acid transporter 2-like. Gene Ontology annotation, cellular component: plasma membrane. Bases 313 to 2133 code for a protein of 606 amino acids. Gene Ontology annotation, biological process: amino acid transport; transmembrane transport. The transcript is spliced from 14 exons. NCBI's taxonomy places the organism in Eukaryota, Metazoa, Arthropoda, Insecta, Coleoptera, Coccinellidae. Gene Ontology annotation, molecular function: amino acid transmembrane transporter activity. The record is from RefSeq and is a predicted model, not a curated record.